GGCGCGAGCCUUCUUUCUAAGUGCGCGAGUGCGAGGCGGUCCGCCCGAACAUUUGGCUGGAGCUAAUGUGUUUUUUCCAACUCCGUCCAUUUCAUCCCUUUAAUUUUUAUUUGGUAAAAUCUGGGGUAUUAUUAAAGUUUUUUAUUUUAUUUUGCGCGAGGUUUUCAGAGAGAAGACGCCACCAAAUCAAUAAACAGCAGUCAAGCAGUGAGACCUACUUUGAGAGGCGGAGCUCGUGUCUGCUCGAUUCGGCGAGGCGCGUUCGUAAUGAAAGGAGCGCGUGAGCAGAGCUCGCGGUGACUUCCUCGCGCAUCGGCAGCUACAUUGUGUGUGAGGCGGCACGUUGUUGUCUUCUCCACGCUGAACCACGCAGCGAAUUCAGCUUCUUCGCGGACAGUGAAAGACGCGGGCUGCUUCCCAGACGCCUCUACGUUACUCCGGCCUGCAGAAACAUGUCUGCCUCGGCGGCGAAAGCCAGUAAAAAGGAGCUGAACUCGAACCAUGACGGAGCGGACGAGACCUCCGAGAAAGAGCAGCAAGAAGCUAUUGAACACAUCGACGAAGUUCAAAAUGAAAUCGACAGGUUGAAUGAGCAGGCCAGCGAAGAGAUUCUGAAAGUAGAACAGAAGUACAACAAACUCCGUCAGCCAUUCUUUCAGAAAAGGUCAGAACUGAUCGCCAAAAUCCCAAACUUCUGGGUCACCACAUUUGUCAACCAUCCACAAGUAUCUGCCCUGCUCGGGGAGGAAGAUGAGGAAGCGCUUCAUUACCUGAGCAGAGUGGAGGUGACGGAGUUUGAAGACAUCAAGUCAGGCUACAGAAUAGAUUUUUAUUUUGAUGAAAACCCAUACUUUGAAAACAAAGUCCUUUCCAAAGAAUUUCAUCUGAAUGAGAGCGGAGACCCGUCUUCAAAGUCGACAGAAAUCAAAUGGAAGUCAGGAAAGGACCUGACCAAGCGUUCCAGUCAGACACAGAACAAAGCCGGCAGGAAGAGGCAACACGAAGAACCCGAGAGCUUCUUCACCUGGUUCACCGAUCACGCGGAUGCUGGCGCCGACGAGCUCGGGGAGGUCAUCAAGGACGACAUCUGGCCGAACCCUCUGCAGUACUACUUGGUUCCUGAUAUGGAUGAUGAGGAGGGUGAAGGGGAGGAAGAAGAGGAGGAUGAGGAAGGUCUGGAGGACAUAGAUGAAGAAGGAGAUGAAGAUGGAGAGGAGGACGAAGAGGAUGAUGGAGAAGAUGGGGAGGAUGAUGAAGGGGAAGACGACUGAGAAGCGCCGCCUGUCAAGACCCUCUUUUUUUCCCCAGUUGUACUCGGGAGCAAUUUUUUUUUUUUAAUUUUAUAUUCGUUGGUGCUUCACUUUCCACUCUGAAGCGUCAUCAAUAAUUGGUGCCAUGUUAUGUUUUCCUUUUAUUCAUCGAAGGCCUGUGGCACAAUGCCCUGAAUUGUGAGUACAAUACCCGACUUGAUCUAAAAACAAAAAAAUAAAGCCUAAAACAGAAUGGGUUCAGCAUCCUGAGUAGAGUUUCAAGACGAUUCUGUGUCGGUCUUGUCUGGUAAAUCAACUCGAGCUGUGGUGUAGUGAUCUAGCACUAGCAGACCUCUAUUCCUUUUUGUUUCUUCUUCAGUGGGACGCUGUGUCCUCGUAUUUCUCCCCGUGUGGUUUGACAGUACCAGCUCAUUCCUUUUAUUUGUCAUGUUCAGGGGGGGGGAUCAGUUGGGGAGGGGCAAGAGUAAUUGGGGAGAGUGGUUAUUUUGACACCAUGGGAUUUUUGUUUCUUCUUCAUUGUAUUGUUUUACAGAUAUCCACCAGAUUUGAAAUGACAUUUUUAAUAAAGAACAAAACUGAACAAAA
Oryzias latipes (Japanese medaka) is the source of this 1856-nucleotide messenger RNA. It is a transcript of the gene seta, whose product is annotated as SET nuclear proto-oncogene a. Gene Ontology annotation, cellular component: nucleus. NCBI's taxonomy places the organism in Eukaryota, Metazoa, Chordata, Actinopteri, Beloniformes, Adrianichthyidae. Gene Ontology annotation, biological process: nucleosome assembly. The record is from RefSeq and is a predicted model, not a curated record.